Molecule: messenger RNA, 907 nt
Organism: Odocoileus virginianus texanus
Lineage: Eukaryota; Metazoa; Chordata; Mammalia; Artiodactyla; Cervidae
Gene: NFU1
Product: NFU1 iron-sulfur cluster scaffold
Biological process (GO): iron-sulfur cluster assembly
Cellular component (GO): mitochondrion
Molecular function (GO): 4 iron, 4 sulfur cluster binding; iron ion binding
Source: RefSeq, a predicted model, not a curated record
GCGCACUCGGACUAAGAUGGCGGCGGCGGUCCGCUUGGGCUGGGGAGCUGCUGCCGCUGCCGCGGGGCUGAGGAGGCGAUUCUGUCAUGUGACGAAUCCAUAUACAAUUAAGAAACAGCUUCUGCAUCAGUUUGUCCAAAGACCGCUUUUCCUACUCCCUGCAACCUUAUGUAACACAGUGAGAUACAUGUUUAUUCAAACACAAGAUACCCCGAAUCCCAACAGUUUAAAGUUUAUUCCAGGAAAACCAGUUCUUGAGACAAGAACCAUGGAUUUUCCCACACCAGCUACGGCAUUUCGCUCCCCUCUGGCUAGGCAGUUAUUUAGGAUUGAGGGAGUAAAAAGUGUCUUUUUUGGACCAGAUUUCAUCACUGUCACAAAGGAGAAUGAAGAAUUAGACUGGAAUUUACUGAAACCAGAUAUCUAUGCUACUAUUAUGGAUUUCUUUGCAUCUGGCUUACCUUUAGUUACUGAGGAAACACCUUCAGGGGAAGCAGGAUCUGAAGAUGAUGAUGAAGUUGUGGCAAUGAUUAAGGAAUUAUUAGAUACUAGAAUACGGCCAACUGUGCAGGAAGAUGGAGGAGAUGUAAUCUAUAAAGGCUUUGAAGAUGGCAUCGUACAGCUGAAACUCCAAGGUUCUUGUACCAGCUGCCCCAGUUCAAUCAUUACUCUGAAAAAUGGAAUUCAGAACAUGCUGCAGUUUUAUAUUCCAGAAGUAGAAGGCGUAGAACAGGUUAUGGAUGAUGAAUCAGAGGAAAAAGAAGCAAACUCACCUUAAACUCAUUUGCGUUUUCUGUGGGCCCUGCAGUUGGACUUGUUGAUAAUAUGUACUAAGCUUUUGUUAUUAAUCUGCUAAGCAAUUUAGGAUUAAUAAAAUAUGUCCCUUCUUCAGAGAAUGAUAUAUAAA